Fusarium oxysporum Fo47 is the source of this 2922-nucleotide messenger RNA. RefSeq lists its product as uncharacterized. The transcript has 4 exons. NCBI's taxonomy places the organism in Eukaryota, Fungi, Ascomycota, Sordariomycetes, Hypocreales, Nectriaceae. The record is from RefSeq and is a predicted model, not a curated record. The coding region runs from base 584 to 883 and encodes 99 amino acids.
CCCAUCUCUUUUUUUUCCCCUUCUUUUCCUUCUUCUUCCUUUUCUUCCUCGCUUCCUCAUCUGACCGCCUCAUCACCCCGAGCCUUGCGCCCGGAGGACUUCACCCCUCGGAAGCCCUUUUUGGGCCGCUAUUAAGAGAACCUGUCGCGGUGGACGAGAGAUUCACAAUGCUGAAUGACUUCGUAAAGCAACACAGCACCCUAGGCGCGCCCAUCACGCCUAGGGAUGCCCUGUCACGAUAAUUAGUUUCUGGCGGGAAGGGGCAUACGUUCGGGCACAACGUAUGAGAGUUUCCUCGCCGUUCGUCGUGUUGCACCCUCCUUUUGGGGGGGCCCUCUUCGUGAGGGUCGACGUUCGGAUUUUCUUUUUUUCAUCACUGUGAACGGCUGUCACCAGCCUUUUAUCCAGUGCGCACCCACGAAGUCUUUCGCAUUCUCUCUCUUUAUCAUCGCUGGAUACCCACCGCCUGAGGAGUCCCAGAAGGAUCCGAGGUUCAAAUCCGAGCCUGUUCAGCCAGUUAGCCUGGCAUCAACGUCGACUACCGCAAAUAUUGCUUGAACUGCAGGCCGAAACAAACUGGCAGAUGAUGGUGCUCGCCAGGUAUCCCAGGCCUCCGAUAAGCCAGGUUCAGACACAUACUGGUAUCAAGGAUGGACUCUUCGAGACCCAGGAUCGCGAUUUCCCUCAUAUAUUCUGCACAACAACCCAAGAAGAGUUAGAAAUAUCAUCCGAAUCGAAAGAGCAACAAGGAUGUGGCUUUUUCGAUUUUGUUGACGGACGAAUCUUCUUCCUUUUUCUCAAAUCAACCAGAGAUGAUGCGAGGUCUCUCCUGGAAUCCUUCAGCAUGGGCGUAUUCUACAUGUGGAAACGGCCAAAGGACUGAGCCUUGAUGUAGGGCAGCCUUUUCUUAAACUGCAACUACCCACCGAAAGACUUCAACGACUUGACUGAGCUCCCAUCUAGUCAGCCGACCUUGGACAAUUUCAUGAAGGAUGUUAAGAUCAAAGAAGCAUAAGAGAUAAUUGGCCCUGUUGCGGAAUUUGCUUUUCGAAGAUUUGAACCAUUGGCACACCUUCAAAUCUGUCACCAACUUCAAAAGCCGCGAACAAGUCCCUUCUUGGCUUUAGAAGCGUCGACAGAAACAAAUACAGUCGCGUAUGGAGGAUGUUGUUUCAUUUGCUGCCAACCCUACCAAUUCGGUUGGCAAAAGUUUCAAGCGCGAAACCAUCGUCGUCAACUCUCGUUACAAAGUAAAAAGCCUGGCGUGUCUGGCCCGGUUAAGCCCAGAAGCUUAGCGACCAAAAAAUCCAGGCCAAUCUGAAGGAUAUCUUAGCCCUUAGCAACGGAAGUACGGUAAAUUCGAGAAUGCCAAGAGCCUCCUCGACGGUUACCACCAAGCCCUGGAUUUUCAGUCUGAUAGAUCUGCGAGGUGCCAUGCGGCAGUUAGGCCAGAGGUUCAGUUGUCCCUAUGAUGAGACUACGGGGUCAAGUGAGGAAGCAAAAUUGCAGGGACUCAGAUGAAGGACCAUACUUGAUAUCAACGAUCUAGAAAUACCUUUGUGAAAUCUCUAGGUCGCCUAACUGUGCGCCCAACAUCGCCAACGCUGGUCAGGGUAUCGCCAAGGUACUGGCAGAUGCAAAAGUUCUUCCUUCACAGACCUUCGGUAAAGCCUCGACAUUGACCAGGGUAUAAGCCAACUUGCAAGGGCUUUAGACUGACACAUUGUGCAACUAUUCCUUCUAGCUUGUGAGCUUCACGCACACAAUGAUUUACCAGCACUUGUUUUCCAUUUCGACCGCUUUGAGUGUGAGCAGGCUGUUAGACACAUUCUCUAUGACUCUUGUAAGCAUGGCAGUUGGAAAGUACUAGUACGCGACUACAGCAUCAAGCAAGGUGACGUCUGGUUGCAUCCCAAGGACUUUUGGCUCACACUCAAGACCAUUGUGGCCAGUCUUUAGAGGAUCAUCGGUGCAAAAGACGAUCUCGACUUGGACAAUCCCGAAGAAAAGGACAAUGAUGCCGAUGUUCCAGAGGUAUCUUCUGGCGGUAUUGAGCACAGAAACCCAUGGAAACACUCGAGAACAUCGUCAAAAUUGCAGUCAAGAGCAAGAGCAAAAUCAAGGUCGCUGAUAGUUGGGAUGACGACAGCGAAGAGCCAUCGGAGUCAGAGGGCCUCAGGUCAUAUACAGCUAACACACUUGAGGCUCAACAGUUGGGCUUGAACAAGAAGGAUUGGUUGAUACUGGUCUUGAAGGCAUUCAAGCUAUUGGAGGUGGAAUUUGGGGCCAAGUUCUACGGGAUUGGAGCGUCAACGGCACGUUCAUUUUGAUCCGAUAAUAGAAGCACGUUAUUCACAUGUGGCGUUCUAUAAAGCACACAUAGCCCACUGCAAUGUAGCAAUCCCAGUCAUUCUAUCGAUACUUGUACCAGUACGAAUCCAGUGAAAGUUGCUCAAUUCCCUUUCGUCUCGGGACAGAGGCGAACAUCUUUGCAAGACCUUCACCCUCGGUGUGAGUUAUGGUUGACCGCCUAGACAUGGCCUAUGGAGUGGGCUCACCGAUCCAUGUAUCAAGACUUUCCUAAGUAGUGUGGCCCUCUUGAGGCUCCUAGCCAAUGCUUACCCCCCUCAUGUUUCCUCGUGUUUUGACCCCCCUACAGUAAAUUUUUAUGACAUGUAAGAAUAAUUGCUUUUUUUUCUUCUAUGGCAAAAGCCACGAUCCCUGCACUAUCCAGAAGUUGAAAUCUGGAAUGACUCGUUUGAGACACAAAAACUCAGAUGGUGCUGAGAAAUGUGUCGAUUCACUGAGUUCAACUGAGUCAACCUGUCAUCCUUUUCCGCCUUGGCGGUGAAUCUGCCCCUCCCCCUUUUUCCCCUCGCAUUUUAUAUGUUCUAGAAACAUGCACGGAAUCACCGAAACAGA